GUGGCAUCCACGUCCGUACAAAUCGCGGAAAGCCAACCGAUAUCAUUCCGACGGAAGAGAAUCAAUCUCACCAAAAACUUCAUCUGAAAUGCCAAACCUUUUUCAUCUCAAUCCAUAGAAAUCCCUCAAAAAUCUGAUCUUUCGAGGAUAAAUGCGGUGAAUGAAUCAGAAACAGAGCAAAUCCGAACUUACAGAGCAGCAGGCAGGGGAAGAUGAAGGAAUCGCGACCCGUCGUCGUCACCGGAGCAAACGGGUUCAUCGGUUCGUGGCUCGUCCGCACUCUCCUUGAGGAGGGCUACCCGGCCAUCCACGCCUCGGUCUACCCGGGCUCCGACGCCACCCACCUCCUCUCACUCCCCUGUGCCUCCGGGGGGCGCGUCCGGAUCUUCGAGGCUGACGUGCUGGACCGGGCCGCUGUGGGGCGGGCUGUCGAGGGCUGCUCCGGCGUUUUCCACGUGGCUUCCCCCUGCACCCUCGAGGAUCCCAAGGACCCGGAGAAGGAGCUCAUCCUUCCCGCCGUGCAGGGGACGCUGAACGUCAUGGAGGCAGCGAGGAGGUCCGGCACGGUCAGGCGCGUGGUGCUCACUUCCUCCAUCUCGGCGAUGGUCCCCAAACCCAAUUGGCCUGCCGGCAAGGUAUUCGACGAGACUUCAUGGACCGAUCUCGACUACUGCAAGUCCCGACAGAAAUGGUACCCGGUGUCGAAAACACUUGCAGAGAAGGCGGCGUGGGAGUUUGCAGAGAAGCAUGGAAUGGACCUCGUCUCCAUCCACCCAGCAACUUGCCUGGGCCCUCUCCUGCAGCCUGGGCUGAAUGCGAGCUGUGCUGUGCUGCUUCAGCUGCUAAAGGGAUCAGAGGAUACCCAGGAGUACCACUGGCUUGGGGCCAUUCAUGUUAAGGACGUGGCCAAGGCACAGGUCUUGCUGUUCGAAAAUACUUCUGCAAAGGGAAGGUAUCUCAGCACAAACGGGAUAUGCCAGUUCAGUGAUUUUGCCGAGAGGGUCAGGAAGCUCUUCCCUGAGUAUCCCAUCCACAGGUUCACAGGGGAGACUCAACCUGGCCUGGUAGCAUGCGACGAUGCAGCAAAGAGACUAAUUGAUAUUGGCAUGGUCUUUACGCCUCUUGAAAAUGCCAUUAGAGAGACAGUUGAGAGCCUUAAAUCGAAAGGCUUCCUGGGCCAGAAGUAACAUCGACAAAGUCCAAAUUUUUUUCCGUUUCAAAGGAGACACUGUUACCUGUCUGUGUUUUCUUUGUCCUAAUUUCUUUAAUGUAUUAAUUAAAUUAAUACUAAGAACAUUUGGGUACUUGAUGCAAGUGCAAGUGAAAUGAUCAUCCUUUUAUCAGCAGAUAAUAUUAUUUGCAGAAAGUGCAAUCA
Molecule: messenger RNA, 1375 nt
Organism: Punica granatum (pomegranate)
Lineage: Eukaryota; Viridiplantae; Streptophyta; Magnoliopsida; Myrtales; Lythraceae
Source: RefSeq, a predicted model, not a curated record